Hordeum vulgare subsp. vulgare (domesticated barley) is the source of this 3414-nucleotide messenger RNA. RefSeq names its product receptor-like protein 7. The transcript has 2 exons. Gene Ontology annotation, molecular function: protein binding. Bases 1 to 3414 code for a protein of 1137 amino acids. Lineage: Eukaryota; Viridiplantae; Streptophyta; Magnoliopsida; Poales; Poaceae. The record is from RefSeq and is a predicted model, not a curated record.
AUGGCUAAUGCGACUCACUUACUUUCUCUAUUCAUACUGAUACAACUGAACUGUGUAGCAUUAUCUUCUCAUGGACAUGGCCAUGGUAAUGCCACAGCUUCCUUCUGCCGUCCAGACCAGGCUGCAUCACUUGUACAACUAAAGCAGUCAUUCAUCUUCGACUACUCCACCACCACACUACCAUCAUGGCAGACUGGCACCGAUUGCUGCCUCUGGGAAGGCAUCGGCUGUGAUGAUGGUGGUGGCCGUGUCACUGUGCUUGACCUUGGUGGUUGUGGCCUCUACAGCUACAGCUGCCAUGCCGCCCUCUUCAACCUCACCUCCUUGCGCUACCUCGACCUCAGCAUGAAUGAUUUCGGUGGUUCUCGCAUCCCUGCAUCUGGCUUCCAGAGGCUAUCCAAGCUCACUCACCUCAACCUUUCUUAUUCCGGCUUCUAUGGUCAGGUUCCCAUUGCCAUCGGCAAACUCAAGAGCCUCAUAUCGUUGGACCUUUCUUCACGGAAAAAUAUUGCUCCUGAUGAAACCAUGCAUACAUAUGGUAUUGUGGAUGGCUAUAACUUUUUGGUACUACGAGAACCCAGCUUGGAGACCCUAGUGGCAAAUCUGACCAAUCUGAGGGAGUUGUACCUUGACAUGGUGGACAUAUCUAGUAGCGGAGAAGAGUGGUGCAGCGGUCUAGGUGAAGCUGUCCCCCAUCUUCAAGUUCUUAGCAUGGCAGACUGCCAACUACAGGGUCCAAUCCACUCCUCCUUGUCAAGUCUCCGAUCACUCACCGUGAUCAACCUUGAAAAUAAUGGUGAUGUUUCUGGAGUAGUUCCUGAAUUCUUGGCAGACUUUCGAAAUUUAAGUGUUCUUCGCCUCAGCUUCAAUGAUUUGAGCGGUUGGUUUCCUGAGAGAAUAUUUCAACUCAAGAAUAUAAGAUUCCUUGAUGUGUCCAACAACAGACUCUCAGGGGAUUUACCAGAAUUUUCAAAUGGGACUUCUUUGGAGACUUUGAAUCUAUACAACAAUGAUUUUUCUGGUAUGAUCAAGCCGGGCUCUUUUAGCAACCUCCUGUCUCUCAAAGAACUAGCUCUUGAUGGAAGGUCAAUUUCAAUGGAGCCUGCUGAUUUAUCGUUCACCAAACUCGACUCCUUGCAAAACUUGCGGCUCUCUUUUUUGUGGUUUUCAGGGGAGUUGGGGCCAUUUUUCUCAUGGAUUAGUAUCCUGAAGAAUUUGACAAGCUUGCAACUCUCUAAUUGUUAUUCCUGCAAGAUCAUGCCCCCCAUUAUUACCAAUCUCACCAACUUGACAAAUUUGGAAUUCAUUGGUUGUCGCUUCUCGGGGAAAAUACCACCAUCAAUUGGCAACCUCUACAAGUUGACUUCCUUGAAAAUCAUUGGUUGUUCCUUCUUUGGGACAAUACCAUCUUCAGUUGGCAACCUCAGUAAACUAAGAAAGCUGGAAAUCUCUUAUAGUGACUUAUCUGGUUCAAUACCAACAUCUAUUGGACAUCUCAACAAAUUGAUGGUAUUAGUAUUGGCGGGCUGCAGGUUUUCUGGCUUAGUACCAAGUACAAUUGUCAAGUUGACUCAACUGGUUUAUCUGGAUCUUUCUAUGAAUGACCUUACAGAUAUUCCAACAUCUCUAUUCGUUUCUCCAACAAUCUUAAGGUUGGAUCUUUCAUCAAACCAACUUUAUGGACCAAUAAAAGAGUUUCAUGGACUCACAAAUUUGGUCGACCUGGAUCUUAGCUCAAAUAACUUGACAGGUUUAGUACAAUUGCAUUCACUUUGGAAGCUAAGAAAGCUUGUUUCCUUGGGUCUCUCAAACAACAAGUUGUCUGUCUUGGAUGGAGAAGGUAGUACAUCAAUAGUACACUUGCUCCCUAAGCUCACGAGACUACGACUUGUGUCUUGCAACAUGACGGCAGUUCCGAGAUUCUUGAUGCAUGUUAACAAUAUCCAAACAUUGGACCUUUCAAGCAACAAAAUACAGGGUGCUAUACCCCAAUGGAUAUGGGAGAAGUGGGAUGAUAGUCUUGCACAACUAAAUCUUUCCAACAACAUAUUCACACUUAUGCAACUCACUUCAUAUGUUCUCUCGUACAGCCGUUUAGAAUCUCUUGAUCUCAGCUCUAAUAGGCUACAAGGCCAGAUCCCGAUGCCAAACAUGUUGACAUCACUUAACCCUUAUCGGCAGCAAAUAUUGGAUUACUCAAACAAUAGAUUCUCUUCUGUUAUUCCAAAUUUCACUGCUUAUCUUCACCAAACUGCUUAUCUCAAGUUGUCAAGAAAUAAUAUAACUGGGUAUAUACCAAAUUCUAUUUGUGAUUCAAGGAAACUUGAAGUCCUUGACCUAUCAUAUAAUUACUUCAGUGGGGUAAUACCAUCAUGCCUGAUAGAAGGUAGCAACUUGGCUAUAUUAAAUUUGAGAGAGAAUCACUUUGAAGGAACAUUACCUUACAACAUUAGUGAGCAUUGCAAUCUUCAAACAAUAGAUUUACAUGGCAACAAGUUCCAAGGUACACUUCCCAGAUCUCUUUCAAACUGCUCUGACUUGGAAGUUCUUGACAUUGGAAACAACCAGAUGGUUGAUACUUUCCCAUCUUGGGUCAGUAGGCUUUCCAAUCUUCGUGUCCUUGUUUUAAGAUCCAACCAGUUCUAUGGUUCACUUGAUUAUCCUACGAGAGAUAAGAAACUUGGGGAAUACUUCAAAAAGUUACAAAUCAUUGAUAUAGCCUCAAAUAAAUUUUCUGGAAGUUUGGAUACACAAUGGUUUGAGAGUUUGUCAACAAUGAUGGCAAAGUCAAAUGACACAGGAAGUAUCUUAGGCCAUCAAAUGUUUUACAGUUCUUCCUACUACCAUGAUACUGUUGCAAUUACAUAUAAAGGACAAUAUAUGACAUUUGAGAAAAUCUUGUCUGCCUUAACUGCAAUUGACUUCUCACAUAAUGCAUUGUAUGGUGGCAUUCCUGAAUCAAUUGGAAGGCUGGUUUCACUACAUAUCCUUAGCAUGUCACACAACGCAUUAGAAGGGGGAAUUCCGCCACAAAUUGGUGAGAUGCAUCAGUUGGAAUCACUGGACCUAUCCUGGAACGAGCUUUCAGGGGAGAUUCCACAAGAUCUAACACAUUUAACAUUUCUUGGAACUCUGAACUUGUCCAAAAACAAGCUGGAUGGAAGGAUACCACAGUCAAGUCAGUUUGCAACUUUUGAGAACACUUCAUAUGAAGGGAAUGCAGGGCUGUGUGGACCGCCGUUGUCCAAAGCAUGUGGCAAUUCUAGUAACCCAAAUGACGCUCCAUUGAACACAUCCAGAGAUCAUGUUGAUAUUAUUUUGUUUCUAUUUGUUGGAGUGGGCUUUGGCGUUGGAUUCACGGCAGGUAUUCUGAUGAAAUGGAGUAAAAUUGGCAAAUUGUUUCAAAAAUUCUGA